Molecule: messenger RNA, 993 nt
Organism: Rangifer tarandus platyrhynchus (Svalbard reindeer)
Lineage: Eukaryota; Metazoa; Chordata; Mammalia; Artiodactyla; Cervidae
Source: the annotation of a GenBank genome assembly
AUGGAGGCCCCUGCUUCAGGCCCUCGACCCCGAAGUUUGGGCCACUCCUCCAUGUUCUGCUUUUUCCGGAGCUUGGUGGGCAGCAAGCGCAGCCCAAAGAGCUCAGACAAGGCCCCGCGGAAGGGCCUGAGGGGGCAGGACGCCGUCCCUUUGAUGACCAACUGUCGGGGACGAGCCGCAUGGAGCGAGUCCAGGCCUCCCACCAGGCUGACCUGCGCCCGCCCUGAGGCCCUGCUGCGGCCCAGCCCCUCGGGGCUGCAGAUGGGGGACCCAGGGCCCCAGACCUCCGCAGCCGCAGAGGUCCUGAGGGUCGUGACUCGGAGCGUAGAGGUGAAGCCAGUCCUGCCGAGAGGAAGCCAGGAGGUGCUGGGCCACCUGUCUGAGCUGGAGGAGAGGGAAGAGGCGGCCAGAGGGGAGGCCUCAGGGAAUACGGGGACCUCAGAAAGGAACGACUCUGCCCAGGCCUUGGCGGUGGAGCUGGGAUGCAUACCGAGGGCUGUGGGGCCACUGGAGUUCAGCCCCGAGGCCUUCAGGGAGGAGGAGCGUCUGCUUGAUGGUGACCUAAGGCUGGCCUCCUCCAAGGUGGGGGCAUCUCCCUGGAACCGCCUCCGCGGCUUGCACAAGCGGCUCCAGAAGGGGGCCAUGGCCAAGUUCCCUCUCAAGGAAGGCCUGCCCCGAGAGGAGCCAGGCGAGGAAGAGGAGGCGCAGGAGGAGGAAGACAGCGCCCUCAAGCUCUGCGUCCCAGGCACCGUCACCCUCCAGUCACCAAUGCAUAAGGCCUUCAGGUCAACGGACACAGUAGGUUUUGUGGAGGCGGAGCUAAAGAAGCUUCUGGUUGUUCAGAGGGAGUCCCGCCUCUGGAAGAUGGGCGACUACGACGGCCGGGAGCUGCUGACCCAGCCAGAGAUCACCCUGGAGGAGGCGGGCGUCGUGGACGGCCAGCACCUGCUUCUGGAGGAGAUGGACGAGAUGGGAAACUGGCCUCCAGAGUGA